Liolophura sinensis is the source of this 3192-nucleotide messenger RNA. RefSeq lists its product as uncharacterized. NCBI's taxonomy places the organism in Eukaryota, Metazoa, Mollusca, Polyplacophora, Chitonida, Chitonidae. The record is from RefSeq and is a predicted model, not a curated record. Bases 1 to 570 code for a protein of 189 amino acids. Gene Ontology annotation, molecular function: protein dimerization activity; DNA-binding transcription factor activity, RNA polymerase II-specific; RNA polymerase II cis-regulatory region sequence-specific DNA binding. Gene Ontology annotation, biological process: regulation of transcription by RNA polymerase II. The transcript is spliced from 4 exons. Gene Ontology annotation, cellular component: nucleus.
AUGCGCGGUGCAUUGUGGGAGCUCCUAUAUAAACCACAUGUUGACCGUCUCCCGCAAAGAAAGAGAAAUAUGCGGGGGGACGAGUUUCCAACAGAUUUGCUUUUCUUGGCUUUAGAUGAACAGAAUUUUUAUGGGACAGAUGAAAAUGGUUUCACGGGGGUGCAGGCACAAGGCCACGAUGGCUGUGGGCAGCCAUCCAGCUACGACAGUCACAGCUCUAACAGCAGCAGUAAACCUGCUAGCCCUCAGGGAGAGGUGUCGUCUGGAAGCGGGUCACCCCGGGUGCUGGGCAGGAGCAGACGACCAGUCAACCCUGUACCUCGGCACAAGCGUCACUCCCACAUUAGUGCGGAACACAGAAGAAGAAACAAAAUUCAGAGGGGAUUUGCAGAGCUGCAGAGUUUGAUUCCAGCAGUAAAUGACAACCCAGCGUCACGGGACAGCAAGUCUGCAAAACUCUUUAAAACUGCGGAAUACUGUCGUCAGCUCAAAGCUGAAUGUAAACGUCAGGAAGAUGAGGCUAUUGCUCUCCGCGGAGAACUCCAGGCCUUGGGUACCCAUAUACAGUAAGUCCCAAUGUAUUCUUUAUGUGUGUUCUUGUUAAAUAUGAUACAGUAUAUGCCUCUACCUUGGUCCAUAUCUAAUGUUAUGUAUAAUACAGUGUAUCACUAAAAUGAAAAUACAGAAUUAUAUGUAUUAUUAUGGGUGCCUAUAUAAGACACAGUCUCGCAUCUGCAAGAAGUGUAAGUCAUCUAGAAUGGUUACAUGUGUAGAUAUUUUCUCCUGUUUUCCCAACCUGCUGCUUCCAUGCUGUAGGUCAGAGGUCACGAUGAUCGGGCAAACCACAUUAUGUGAUUAGGCAGCCAUCAGUGGUUAGGUGUACAUGUAUAAUUGAUUAUCAGCAUGACAUGGUUUUGUGCGGGAUUUAAACGGGAUUUACAACGCAAGUCACAGGAAGGCUAAUUUUGUCACAUCAUGUGUGUGCAUUGAUGAAAACAGUGCCCUCCAGAUACGAGUGGUGAAUCCUUGAUAACAAGGCACAAACUCAUGCUUCAUGUUAAUCAGCUUUGUUUCAACAUUAUGUCUCUUUUUUUAGCAAUCUAUGUUUGAUUCUUUCUUCCUUCUCAGAAAUUGUACCUUAGUUCUUUGAAAGGUUAAUUCUUAAUAAAUACAGUCAAACCUCGCGAUAACGCCCUCCCUCACUUACUGCCAGCCUAAGGACCUGGUACAGAAAUCCCCAAUGUUAUUUUCCAUAAGCUACGGCCACCGUCACUUAACGCCAUCCGCCAGGCUCUUUUCUAGACAAAAUGUAUUAAAACCAUUUUGCGCUUGCUGUCCCGUCAGCAAUGGCAGCGGUGAUACUAUAAAUGCUGGCUAGUAUAAAACUAUGAGAUACCCUUCAUGUAACAGGCGAAUUUGUUUACCAACCUUUAAGGCCUGGAAAGCCUUUUCAUGAACAACGGUAUUCUCCAUUCAAGUGUUUGAACUGUGAACAACAGGCUGUAUUAGCUGUAUAAGGUGAAAGCUCAAUUCCUUUGAUUGAAGUGAUUUUAUUUCAAAGGUAAAAAAAUAUAUUCAGCUAUAACUGUAGUUCCCUUUGGCGCCUGGCAUUGAACAGCUUUACAUUUUAAGAUCUCGAGUUUGUAGGUAGUCUCUAUCUCUUUAAUGUAGUGCUUAGCCAGUCUUUUGUUUUUGCAUCUCGCUACCUGUGGCCAAACACCUCGAUCAGGGCUGUAUUACAUGUCCAGAUCGUCAUAUCUGAUAUCUGAUAUGAAAAACCACUAGGAGGGGUUUAAAAUAGUUAAAGCAUUGAAUGUGCAUGUCUUAUUGCUUUAUUGUACAUAAUAUGCAGACUUCAUUGUACCGCCAAACUCGCUGUACUGCCAAAGUGGUGUCAACACCAAAACCCGGUGUUAUAACUAGGUACCACUGUACAUGUUUUUUUGGUUUCUAUUUUGACAUUUGCUGAAAUCAUUUGAUGAUGUGUGUAACAGAGAUUGAGUUUUAUAUUUGUGCAUGUUUUUAGCUUAAUGGAUCUACAAGCCAGUGCAUAGUGUGAGCCAUUAUAUUCGGCACCAUUUUUGUCUGCAAUAAGGUGGUUCAGUCUGAGGCAAAGUGUGAUAACAUUUUUUCUGUCAGGCUUUGUAUAUCAGCUGAAGACCAGCUACUGCAUGUUGCUCAAGUGGGUACUACAUGAAGUCAAAACACAAAUCUGUACUGAAGAGACUUCUUGUACAGUGGAUAUGAGAAUUCCCCAUUCUGUGAUAUGUUGGAAAGUAGAUUUUAAAGAUAACCUAGAUGCAAUGUACCUGUCUAUACAAUGUACCUGUCUAUAAAGUGUCCCUAUCUUUGUAAAGGGAGGUAAUUUGUUUAGAAAGCCAUGACCAACCACCUUAAACAGGUGUAUGGUAACGGAUUUGUGAUCGGAUUAGUUAUUCUCUCAUUUGGAAUUACGUGUUUAGAUUAACAGGAUUUUAGCUUAGAGUGGUUUGCUUGAUCACCGUUACCCGUGUAUUAAGACAAGGGGAGGUAAUAGGUGAAUUACAUAAUUAAUGUCUAUUGUUUUGUUCCUUUCUUUUGAUAAUAUGGGAAUCUACUUUCACAGUGAGCUUGCAUUUUCCACAUUAAUGCUGUACCCUUAUUUACAGAUCCACAACAUUAUAGCACACUCUGUUUCUUUUCUGUUUAUUUCAGCAGGUCAUCAAUAUGUACAUUGUUCACUUUUAAUGUAGCAACCUUUACCUUUUAAUUGGCAAUGCUCAUAACCAUUUUUUCUGUUCCCUCUAACUUAGUUUUUGAUUUUUCAGUGAAUAGAGUUUGUUGACUAUGUAUUUGAGCGUUGUGAUUCAUUGUUCGUAUCUGCUCAUCUUGUAGCCAAUUCCAAUCCCAGCUUCCAGCCUCCGGUCUGACCAAGGUCCAGAAGCCUACCUGUCACAUGGAGAACAUGUUAGAAGAUUACAUUCGUAACAGGACCUGCCAGCAAUGGAAGUUUUGGAUUGUAUCCUUUCUGUUGAUUAACACCACACACUGCGUCACGCAUCAAAAUUCAUAAGGAUUAACGAGAAAUGAACUGACUUCAGCUCCCCUGUCUUCCAUUUUCCUGCACAUUUCUGAUAGCUGCAUUCAAUUUUGCAGCUAAGUAGAUGCACACACUUAAUACACCAUUCCUACUGUACAUCACAGCUACAACAG